GGGUCCUCCGAGAUUCGUGUGGAACAGUUCUGUUGCAGGAGUUAGCAGAAGAAGUGAAAUUAGUAGCUUUAAAAAUUUAACUUUCACGAGUUUGGAUUAAUGCGAACUACUGAAGGACACUGAAAAGCCAUCUGCCAUGACUGUAGUAAUUGGAUUCGAAGGCAGUGCCAAUAAGAUCGGUGUAGGAAUCAUCAGGGAUGGUGAAGUUCUUUCCAACCCUCGACGGACUUACAUCACACCUCCUGGUCAAGGAUUCAUGCCAAGUGACACAGCUAGGCACCACCGUGCUGUAAUACUGACUGUCCUGAAGGAGGCGCUGGAACAAGCAGGGCUGAAGCCUGCAGACAUCGACUGUGUGGCGUACACCAAAGGUCCUGGUAUGGGUGCCCCCUUGGUAACGGUGGCUCUGGUGGCUCGUACAGUGGCACAGCUCUGGGGGAAGCCACUCCUCGGUGUCAACCACUGCAUUGGACACAUAGAGAUGGGUCGGCUCAUUACCAAAGCCAACAACCCCACCGUGCUUUAUGUUAGUGGAGGGAACACACAGGUUAUUGCAUAUUCAGAGCGGCGCUAUAGAAUAUUUGGGGAGACCAUCGACAUUGCAGUUGGCAACUGUUUGGACAGGUUCGCCAGAGUUAUAAAGAUUUCCAAUGAUCCCAGUCCAGGCUACAACAUUGAACAGAUGGCCAAGAAGGGCAGUCAGUAUGUGGAGUUACCAUACACAGUUAAAGGAAUGGACGUCUCAUUUUCAGGGAUUUUAUCCUACAUUGAAGAUGCUGCCCAUAAGAUGCUGAGCUCUGGUCAGUGUACACCAGAGGACCUGUGUUUCUCACUGCAGGAGACAGUGUUUUCCAUGCUGGUGGAGAUCACAGAGAGGGCCAUGGCUCACUGCGGCUCCCAAGAGGUCCUCAUCGUCGGCGGCGUUGGCUGUAACCUUCGUCUGCAGGAGAUGAUGGGGGUGAUGUGUGAGGAGAGAGGAGCCAAGCUGUUUGCCACAGAUGAACGAUUCUGUAUAGACAACGGAGCAAUGAUUGCUCAGGCCGGCUGGGAGAUGUUUAGGUCCGGUCAGGUGACGGAGCUGGAAGACUCGUGGAUUACACAAAGGUACAGAACAGAUGAAGUGGAGGUGACGUGGAGAGACUGACUGAUGGACUGAGCGACGCAGCUUCUUGGUGCCAAUACGUUGUUGCAGCAGGCCGGGUGCACCUGGGUGUCCUUGUACCACACAAUCCUUCUGGGAUCUGGAAAAGAGAAAAAACAUCAGCGGGAGACUCUGAGGAACAGAGGAAGACUGUGUUUAAAAUACCAGUGAUUAUAUAAUCAUGGAUUUACCAAAUAAAUCAGUAAGGACUGUCUGUCUCAUCACACUGAACUGGUAACACUUGAGUGCCUCACUGUAUACAAUGGCUACAAAUUCAAUCAAGCUUCUAACUGGCACCAUUUGCUGUCCACUCUAUAUACAUACAUUUUCUUCAUAUGAUGGGUAAGGUAUUCUAGGAUUAGACAUGUGGCCUUUUUGUGUAAUUGUUUUCAACAACCACAGAUCCACAUGGUACAAUCGGAGUGAUGUAACUGACAAGGUGGCUCUCAAAACAGACUUAACUACAAAACAUUGCCAUGACAUGUCUUAGCACUUCUAAGGAGCUAAAGCCAAUUUCACAAUACUUCAAAACACCACUGUGUCAGAGGUACGCUCCUGAGUCUUGCCCACAUUUGUGUCGAAGAAGCAGCAUGACAGCACCAACCACUUUACUCUUUGAGUUGGCUUACCUUUUUUCUGUCUGUUACAAACAGCAUUCCAUUCUGAGGACAAACAAACACAGUUAUCAUUAGUGAUAAUGGACUCAAAUUACAAUUUGUAAUUCAAAUAAAAAGAAAAACAUGCACUAUGUGUUCAAAGCUCCUGAUAUAACUCACCUCUAUU
Toxotes jaculatrix (banded archerfish) is the source of this 1924-nucleotide messenger RNA. RefSeq names its product O-sialoglycoprotein endopeptidase. Gene Ontology annotation, cellular component: cytoplasm; EKC/KEOPS complex. Bases 137 to 1144 code for a protein of 335 amino acids. The transcript has 13 exons. Gene Ontology annotation, biological process: tRNA threonylcarbamoyladenosine modification. The record is from RefSeq and is a predicted model, not a curated record. NCBI's taxonomy places the organism in Eukaryota, Metazoa, Chordata, Actinopteri, Toxotidae.